This is a messenger RNA of Dichotomopilus funicola, 1857 nucleotides long. RefSeq lists its product as uncharacterized. Bases 1 to 1857 code for a protein of 618 amino acids. The record is from RefSeq and is a predicted model, not a curated record. NCBI's taxonomy places the organism in Eukaryota, Fungi, Ascomycota, Sordariomycetes, Sordariales, Chaetomiaceae. The transcript has a single exon.
AUGCUCCCCUUCCUUGAAGUCGAUCACCUCCCCUCCUCUUCAUCGUUCUACUCGGCUGUGCUCCAACCGCUUGGGCUUCACUACUUGUCGACCGAAGGGGGUCAUUUUCCAUUUGCCACCUUCGGUAACGCCUUGGGGACCCCUAUUUUCCAGAUCCGACAAGUCGCCUCCAGCAGAGAGCGGCCACUCAAGACCUCCCGCAUUAUCUUCAGCGCUCCUUCGGUAGCCGCGGCCGGGUCCUGCUUCGAAUUUGCCCGGCAAUCCAAUCCGAAUUCUCGGGACCCCCACCCGCGCCGCUCCUCCGAGAGCUUCGCAAGUGGCGUCUCUGCGAGGUGGUUAGACACCCCCGGUGGCGGCGCCGUGGUGGUUAUAAGUGACCGCGUCGGGAACGUUAUGGAAAUUGUCCCAUCACCGGCUUCAGGAUACCCUCAAGGCUUUGGCGGAACAACCUACCCCUACGCCGGCUCUCAAAUUGUUGAGGAACCCGGCAAGAUUCUUAAGUGGAACUACGGGAUCACCAGCUCAUCUACCCCCACGCGCUCUUCUGCCCAUCGGUUCCACGCUCACGGAUAUCCCGGUGGCGACGGUGGUGACAACGACGACGACGACGAAGACGACGAAAAUCCACCACCGGUUCCCAAAAUCCGACGGAGUGUCACCACCCGCUCCGCCGUCUACGAACCGGCGACCUCAGCUCGGGAAAACUCCCACGGCCUAAGCGCCGGUGCUGUCGCGGGGAGUGUCCUCGGGACCGCUGCCGGAACUACUGGAGCUGCCGGCACUGUCGCACUAAGCAGUGCAGUCUCGUAUCCGAAGAAUUACGACAGUAACCGCGAAGAGUACCCCCAGCCCUACGACAACAUGCCGUCCUUUUCGCGCCGAUCGACCUUCCCCGAGCGGUACGACGUGUAUACCACGGACCACAAGAGACAGUACUAUGGCGACGAUGAUCGCUACGUCCGGGACAAGUCCCGCUCCCGAGGCGGAGACCACUACUACACCGCCGCCUCUUCCGACCCUUACUACCAACGCGCCGCCCCAGAGUAUUCUUCACGUCACGCCCCAGCCGACGCCUACCAGUCUUCACGAUCACGCGCUUCCUCAGUACAGCCCCGGGGCGAGUCUGCCAGCUACCGCGAUCCCUACGCCACUGCCACCUACACCACCACCAGUGAUCUUCCCGACCGCCGAGGCUACAGCAGUUCGCGCAGCGCCCGACACCCACCCAUCGUCCAGCGUAGCUACACCUUUGAUACCCCCGACCGCGACCGCGACACCUACGUCUCAACCCGCAGCCACAGAUCCAACAGCACCGUCCGCACCCCUGGUGCUGCCCCUCUAGAGAUCAGCCGUGACCCCUACGACUACGGCCAGACCUCCACGCCAAGCUACCACGGAGGAGGAGGUCGAGUCGUGACGACGACCACCACGACGUACAAAGUGCCGCGCAGCUACAGCCGCGAAAACAGCAGCAACAGCUACCUCUCCGCUCGACAAACUCCCAUCGCAACGUCAAUAUCGACGCCGAUGUACCUCUCAGCACGCGAUAUGCCGUUGACGAGAAGCCAGACAGACAUGGGGGUCUACGCAUCGGGACGGGACGGGGGCAGGGAUCGAGAGCGCGAUCGGGGCAGGAGUAGGGAGCGAGAAGGCGGCUAUGGGAGGUGGGAUGUCGAUCAAAGAGGCGGAUAUGGUGCUAGUGCUGGCGGCGGUGGUGGUAGUGGUGGGGCUCGGUAUGAUGGAUAUGACGGGUAUGGUGAUGGGUACGAUGAUGACGACCGGUCGGAUGCCGGUAGUGUAGAGCCGGACGAUAGUAUUAGCUGUGUGGGUACAAGGAGGAGCGGGCGGGGAUAUUGA